AUGGAGUCUCUGAAGCAAACCAACGAGGGUGCUAUCCCCAAGAUACGCCAGAAGUUCAAUUGGCGCCGACGUUGGUGCAUCACACUUUUGAUUGCCGUGGUGGUCGUGGUAAUUAUAGUGAUAGUUGUUCCCCUCGCAGUGAUUAUUCCCAGGAAUAAUCGCAAUAGGGGCAAGGCUUCAACUGUGCUUUUUCCAGCAUACAUCUAUCCUGAAACCAACAGCACUUGGGACCCAUUGUAUCAGGCACUUGAAACAUACCCUGAUCUCAAGUGGGUGGUUGUUGUGAACCCCUCGAGUGGGCCCGGGUCCUCAGCUUCUCCCAGCACGCAAUAUGCGACAGCAGUGAAUCGACUGAGCACUUACUCUAACGUGCAGAAAAUUGGGUAUGUGCGCACUAAUUAUGCGAAGAGAAACAUUACAUCUGUGCUGGCAGAUGUGGAGACCUACUCCAACUGGUCAACUCAAUCGACUAGUCUGGCCAUGGAUGGGAUCUUCUUUGACGAGGCACCUUACGAGUAUACUACCGCAAGCGAUGAGUAUCUGCGCCAAAUCAAUAAAGCAGUGAAAUCCGCCACUGGGCUUCAAUCAAAUCGCCUGAUCAUCCACAACCCCGGUACUAUUCCUGAUUCUCGAUUUGACGAUAACUCGACGGACAUUACUGUCACUUUUGAGCAGUCAUAUUCCCUUUUUGAAACAAAAGAAAAGAUUUUAGAGGGUACCUUGCAGUCAUCUGAACGCGAUCGUUAUGCAUACAUCCUGCAUUCGAUGCCGGAGAUGACCAACAGCAGCCUCAAAGGCUUCGUCAAUUCCCUCAGCAGACAAGCCGCUUACCUUUUUCUUACGGCGAGGAAUACGAGCUAUUACGAGGAAUUUGAUACCGGACUGAAUCAAUUCUGCAGUGUUGUUCCCACAUAG
This is a messenger RNA of Penicillium taxi, 915 nucleotides long. Its product is annotated as spherulation-specific family 4 protein. The coding region runs from base 1 to 915 and encodes 304 amino acids. The record is from RefSeq and is a predicted model, not a curated record. The transcript is spliced from 3 exons. NCBI's taxonomy places the organism in Eukaryota, Fungi, Ascomycota, Eurotiomycetes, Eurotiales, Aspergillaceae.